Prorocentrum cordatum is the source of this 3174-nucleotide messenger RNA. The record is from the annotation of a GenBank genome assembly. Lineage: Eukaryota; Dinophyceae; Prorocentrales; Prorocentraceae.
AGCAGGCUGCCCGACGGCCCGAGCGGCCGGGCGCGCUUCGGGAGCCCUGGAAAGCGCGCCAUGGCGCGGAGCGGCGACCGCGGGCCCGCGGAGGACGCACAGGUGGUGGGCUGGCCCGCCGCGGGGGAGGGCGCCAAGAGCCGCUGCGGCCGGCCGCCGCUGGGGGCCCAUGCGCUCAGCCUGGGGGCCGUGGCGGAGGAGCUGGCGGAGGUCAGGGCCGCUCUGCGCUCGGGGGCGGACUUCCUGGGCAUGUCCGGAGGGUUGCUGCGUGAGUACGCGGCGGAGCUCGCCAAGAAGGAGGAGCUGCUCAGGCUGGCCGCGCGCCGCGCUCUGCCGGGCGGCGCCGGCCGCCCGCGGCACCCCGGCUGCGCCGCGGCGCCCGCCGGCGGCGCGCGGCGCGCGGCGUCCCUGCCGCUGCGCCAUCGCGGCGGCAGGCAGGGCCGCCUGCAGUCGGACCGAGCUCAGCACCUCAAGAGCAUGCAUUUCGUGAAGCAGGCCAAGUUUGCAUGGGCAAGGGUACUGUCGCAGCAUGGCCGCGAUGAAGCGCAGCGCAUGGUGAGCGAAUCUCAUGCUAUAUCUCGGACGGUGCUUCGGCUUGCACGGGUUCGUCUGGGUAUUGCGCGCAUGGCAUUGUUCGGAUUGUAUAUUGCCAAGGAGCUGCACUGCUCCAGCAUAUACUUGCUCACGGGUGGCAGCCCGCAGUGGCGUGGUGCUGGGAUGGUGGCUAGCACCAUGGACCUCAUCAGUUGUGACGGCGAGAGGUGGACAUGCCUGAGGGUGCUACUCCCUGCAGUCCGCAUCGGGGGUCGCCAGCCCGACCUGAUCGGAAAGACGCUCGCGAUUUUGUGGAAGAUCAUGCUCAUCCGCAUGAGAGAGUACCUGGGUCAUCGACCUGGCGACGAUUCGCACGAAGCCGGCGAGGCAUUUGACAAGUCUGGUGACCCUCGCGGCGGAGACCCUGGAAAUGCGGCCAGCGCGGCGCACGGUGAAGCCCACGCAGGGGACAAUCAGUUCCGAGGAUUGACAGAGUCGCGGGAGCUAACGGUGGAGAUCCUCGGAGGCGCGCUGCGGCAGCGCGACUACUUCUCAGCCGACGGCGACGGGCGCAUCGAUGUGCUUGCGGUGGCAGCGGUCUCAGCGCACCCCAGCACCUUCGCGAUUUUCGGCGGCGACGUGGCCGAGCGCAGCCAGAUCAACGGGCGGCGGGCGCGCGCCCCGCGGGUCGACGGCUGCAUCGGCCCACGCGACAAGAAGGCCCCCCUGUCCGACCCGAAGAUACCCGUGCUCCUCUUGAUUGGCGCCCUCGUGGCGCUUCUGGAGCGACCAGUCACAGGCGCGCUACAAAUGGCUGCUGCGGGCUGGAGGGCCCACCCCAGAGCAGGCAAAUGCGCGAGAGUGCAACGCGAGUUCGAGGCAUCUGGCGACGAUUACAUCGCCGACGCAACGCUGAUGGCGGCGCCGUCAGAGCCUGUCCCAGAAGGCGCGCCCGCGGCCAUCGCCGGCAUUGGCGGCGACGAUGGCGACGGGGAGCCGCCUGCAGAUCCACCGCCGCCGAUCGCUGCUGAGGCUCCUCCUGAGGUUCACGCAAAUGGGGGCCACGGAGGCCACGCGGUGCCCGCUCGGGCACCCAUCUCGCUGGAGGCCCACUGGCGCGGUGGCCGCGGCCUUCGGGCGCAGUGCCCGACCCGCCACGGCUGCAACAAGCGCAAGUCGUCGGCCAUGGGCGCGGCGGAGUUCGGGCCAGCGGCGGCCAAGCACUACCUGUCGACGUGGCUGGCUGCAGCACCGACGAUGGGGGCCGCCGAGCACCGCGCGUGGAAGCCCAGCCAGGAUUUGGCGGCGGUGCUGCGGGCCAUGGAGGCCCACCCACACGACGAGCGCGCGCAGCGCGCUGGAGUGCACGCGGUGGGGCGCCUCGCGCGCGACGUGCAACAGCUGCGGCCGCAGUGCCUGGCGGCGGUGGCGCUCGUGGGGCGCGCCGCCGCGCGCUUCCCAGACAGCCUGGCGCUGCAGAGGCUGGCGGUCGCCGCGCUGGGCAGCAUCUCCUACGUGCCGGGCGUGGCCUCGCUGAUUGCACACGAGGCCCUGCCAGCGAUAUUUGCCGCCAUGGUCGGGCAGAGUAGUGACAGCAAGCUGCAGGGCCUGGGGUGCGAGGCCCUGGCCCGCCUGGCGCAGGUCGGCGAUCAGCAGGUCGUGCAGGACUGCAUCCAGAUAUUGCUGGGCCACCCAGACCGCCGGGCUGUGGAAGUGUGCUGCGUGGCCUUGAGGCGGCUGUGCGACAGCGGCAUCUGCCAGGCGGGGCACGUCUUGGAUGCGCUGGCGCAGCUCUCGGAGAGCCAGCCAGAAAACUUGGAGGCGCAGCACCGCGCAGGCCUGGCGAUAGGCCAGUUGGUGGAGAACGGCUCAAUCGGCCACGACUUGGCCCACACCCGCGCGCCGGCCCUGGUUUGCAGGGAGUGGGCCAGCUUGCUCACCAGGUUCGUUGGGGCAGACGCGGAGGAGGCGGAGCUGAACGGCGCCUACCAUGCAAAGGUGCAGUCAAUGUUCCACGAGGAGGUGGCGCGACGCUUCGAGUACGAGGCUACCGAGAGGCUGCUGCACCUGUCCAGGGGGAACGCCUCCGGCGCCGCGUGCCUGCGGGAGGUCGUCCGCUGCCUCGUGGAGAACCUCGAGGACUACAAGGUGCGGCUCGAGGCGAGGGACCUGGCCUGGGACGGCGCGGCGCAGCGCCUCGUGCCGCUCGACGCGCCGCUGCGCGGGCGCCUCUGCGCCGACGUCGCGGACGUUCUGGAGGCCGGGCUGCUCAGCAGCCUCAAGGCGGCCGCCGCCUUGGGCAACGCGCCCCACGACGACCACAAGCUGAUGAGGCGCCGCAGCUUCCUGCGCCGCGAGUGCGACUCGCUGCUGGACAAGAAGACGGAGGUCACCCAGGCGCUCCAGGAGCGCAUGGUGGAGCUCAGCCGGGAGGUGAUGCUGUGCGAGGGCCUGGAGUAUCUCGAGAUGAGAGCUUCGCGGGCGAGGCCGUCGCAGCUCCACACGUUCCGCCACAUGCUUGAGGUCGCCGAGCCCGUGGUCCCCCCGCAGCUCCUGGCGCAGCUGCGAGAACGCCUGGACCGCCUGCUGGCCAGCGUGACCGAGCAUCCUCGUCAUCGUCCCAAGAUCUUCGGGGUGUAA